GUCUCUUUCCCUCUCUCUGUCUCCCUCCCUCUCUCUUUCCCACUCUGUCUCCCUCCCUGUGUGUGUGUGUGUGUGUGCGUCUGCAAAAAUUGGACAUGCCUGCAAUCCCUCCUCUUCACUCCUCUCUAGGUCUGCAUGCGCAUGUUGCUACUGAAGGUUGCAUGCGUACAUGUUCAGUGUCCUCCCCUCCUCCUUUCCUCCUUCCCUUCUCCACUGCUGGCAUCCCCCACUCUGCAUCUCUCCAUCAGUGCAGCCGGGGACGUCUGCAUCUAUCACAGCUUCAGCAUCCUCCCCAUCCCCUCUCUGCAGCCAGCAUCCUCUCUUCUCUCUGAAACAUCCCUUGCUUCUCUCUCCUUUCUGCAGCAUCUCUCACUCCAUCCACACCAUCUGCAGUGUGAGUCAGCCAGCCAGGCACACCUCUCAUUUCUUUCUCCCCCUCCGUAGAAUCCUUACCCUGGGCUAGUAACUCUGCAGUCUCCCCCUCUUGCCUCCUCUCCCUUUGGCUAAGCAGCUGCGCCAGUCCCCCUCACUCCCUCCUCCACGGCAUCGGCUGUUUGGAGCACCAGACAUACACACAGGCAGGCUCCAUCUAUCCCCAGCCACGGAGUCCCUUCUCUGGGUAGCCGGGCUCCCGUUCCCCCACCUGAGGAUGAUGCUGUGGAUGAAGACGGAGGAGAUGGCCCUUGGAACGAUGCUAGAAAGACUCAGACUGGUCAUCCAAAAUGUUGAUGAGAUCAUGCAGCAGGAGAACAGCCCCCUCUGUGCCAUCGACAUCACCCCUGACCUUAGGAAGAAGUUUGCCUUCCUGUUAGGGGGCCGAGGGCAGAACGGCAGCCCCAUCAUCGUGUUCCCAGAGUUCUCUGCUUUCGGAGAGAUUCAAGAGAGGGAGUUCCACAACGUGCUCACUUACUUGACCAACGUUCCCAGUCUGUCUGCAGCAGGAGUGGGUUUCAUUCUGGUCAUUGACCGAAGGCAGGACCGAUGGGCUGCCGUCAAGGGGACCCUGCUCCGCAUCGCAGGUUCAUUCCCAGGGAACCUGCAGUUGGUUCUGGUAUUGAGGCCCACCACAUUAUUCCAGAGGACUCUAUCAGACAUCCUGUUCAAGUUCAACAGGGAUGAGUUCAAGAUGAAGGUGCCGGUGAUUAUGUUGAGUUCUGUGACUGAGCUUCACUCCUACAUAGACCAGACACAAUUGACUACUGAGCUGGGAGGAACGCAGGAGUACUGCCACGAGCAGUGGAUCUCACACCGUACCGACAUGGAGGGCUUUGCUUUGAUGGUGAAGAGAACAGCUCAGAUCCUGCAGUCGUUUGGGACAGAGCUAGCAGAGACUGAACUACCCAAUGACAUCCAGGCUACUGCAAACUUACUGAGAUCACACACUGACAAGAAAGACAAGAUGAAGGAGGAUCUACAUGUGGCUCUAGGACAGGGCAGCAGACUGUUGGAGAGUAUUAAUGAGCCAGUGGUCAGAGAUCCCGAUCACAACAGGAACCAGGGUGAACUGGAGAACCUGUCCACCGUACAGAGACUGUUGUCCCAGUUGGAUGAGACCGAGCGGGCGUGUGAUGAGUUCUGGGGGACACACCAGGCCAAGCUGGAGCAAUGUCUGCAGCUCCGCCACUUUGAACACAACUUCAGAGAGAUGAGAUGUCUGCUGGACCAGGUGGCAGAGAGAUUGACAGCUUUCUCAGAGGUGGGAAUUAACCCUGCCCAUGCUGAUCACAUCUUCUGCGACCUGAACAGCCACGAGGCGAGAGUCUUAGAGGUAUUGGACGAAGCCCAGGCUUUGGCCCGUGAGGGUGACGAGUUGAUCCAGAGCUCUCACUACGCUGAGGACUCCAUCCAGCCCAAAUGCAGCGAGCUCCGAGCCGUGAGCAAGGAACUUAGUUCCACCCUGAGAGCAAGGAAAGAUCACCUACUCAGAGCUAUGGAACUACACCACAAUCUGGAGAGGGCUGCUAAGUGGUGUGGUGAUGGCCUCUACCUGCUGGCCUCCCAGCCCGUGGACAAGUGUCAGUCACAUGAAGGGGCGGAGUCAGCGCUGCAGGAGAUGGAGCGUUACCUAGAUACGGCGGGACAGAACAAACUAACUGAUCCUAGCUCCAUCUACAGUGAUUACAAGACAGUGCUCAACCAGGACUUCAGGGACCAAAUAGAGAAAGUCUUUCAGAAACAGGUAUCCGUGCAGGAGAUGUUUGAGAAGAGGAUGGUCAGUCUGAAGAAGCUGGCAGCCAAACAGACCAGGCCAGUCCAGCCUGUGGCCCCAAGGCCUGAAGCCUUCAUCAAGUCCCCACUCUCCUCGCCAGCAAAGAGAGUGCUGGAGAAGAGUUGCUCAGAGGGAGACUCUGUGAAUGGGGUCAGCAGUGGAACAGUGGAGGGCCAGCUACAGAGCAGCAGAAGUACCUCACUGUCAGAGGAGGACGAGAACCUGGCCAUCCUCAGAAAACAUGUAAUGAAUGAGCUACUGGAGACAGAAAGGGGGUACGUGGAGGAACUGCACUGUGUCCUACAGGGCUAUGCCUCAGAGAUGGACAAUCCAGCCAUGGCCAGCCUCAUGCCCGCUCCUCUGCAGAACAAGAAAGAUGUGCUGUUUGGCAACAUGCCAGAGAUCUACACCUUCCACAAGAGGACCUUUCUGAGGGAGUUAGAAGAGUACCAAGGCUGCCCGGAACUUGUGGGUCGUUGUUUUCUGCUGAGGAUGACAGACCUGCAGAUCUAUGAGAAGUAUUGUCAGAAUAAACCUCGCUCUGAGAGCUUGUGGAGACAGUGCUCCGACUGCACCUUCUUCCAGGAAUGUCAGAAGAAGCUGGAACAUAAACUGGGCUUGGAUUCCUAUCUCCUGAAACCGGUCCAGAGGAUCACCAAAUACCAGCUCCUGUUGAAGGAGCUGCUAAAGUACAGUAAGGGCUGUGAGGGGUCAGAGGCCCUGCAGGAGGCGCUCACCUCUAUCCUGGGAAUCUUGAAGGCUGUCAAUGACUCCAUGCACCUCAUUGCUAUCACUGGAUACGAUGGUCACCUGGGUGACCUGGGCCGGCUGCUGAUGCAGGGGUCAUUCAGCGUGUGGACGGAACACAAGAAAGGUCACGCCAAGGUCAAGGACAUGGCCCGCUUCAAGCCUAUGCAGAGACACCUGUUCCUGCACGAGAAAGCCCUGCUCUUCUGUAAGAGACGGGAGGAGAACGGGGAAGGCUAUGAGAAAGCCCCCUCCUACAGCUUCAAACAGUCCCUUAGUAUGAGUGCUGUGGGCAUCACUGAGAACGCCAAGGGUGACAACAAGAAGUUUGAGGUCUGGUGCAACUCACGGGAGGAGGUGUACAUUGUGCAGGCCCCGACGACUGAGGUGAAAACGACGUGGGUGAACGAGAUCCGGAAGGUUCUGACAACACAGCUGGAGGCCUACAGAGAUCUCCCUGCAUGUCUUCCAGAAGCCAGCCAACAGAGGUCGUCAGACGGACUGUUCCAGUUCCCUCCUACCGCUGGAGAACCUGUCAGCCUCGGUUCAUUUAGAAGAGGGGAGAGGAGCAUGAAGGUGAAGAAGGGAGAACCCAGCAGCCCCGACGCUAACUCCUCCCCAAUAACCAAAGACGGGGCAGUGACCAGUCCUACCUCAGACAGAGCAGCAGUGGCUAAAAAGCGUUUUACCUUGCAGGGCUUCAGCAACUUCAGUAAAGACCUCUCACCUCCUGACAAAAAAAGCGUAACUUUACCCAGGAUGCCUCUCUCUCUGCCAGGAUCUCCCACAAGCCCUGGCCAUAAAACCAAACGUCAUGAGAUAAAGAGUGAUCCCACUCCGUUCGGCUUCAAAGGAUGGACCAAGGGCUCUCUCUCAUUGGACGCCAAUGAGGAGAAUGAUGGGUACUCUAGCACUGAAGAGCCCCUAACCUCCGACCCUGAGGACGAGGGGGGAAAGAAACUGUGUGCAGGGAAGUACACAGUGGUGUCUGACUAUGAGAAGUGCAGCACCCAGGAUCUGUCAGUCAAGAGUGGUGAAACAGUUCAACUGAUCAAGGAGGGAGAAGAUGGCCAGUGGUUUGUGAAGAAUCUGAAGACUAAGCAGGAGGGCUGGGUGGCUGCUGCCAACCUUUACACCCUGAUUGGAGAGUCCACGUCCUGCCAGUCUCUCACCAGCUCAGAGGGCAGUGGCUCAGGGAACCUCAGCACUUCAUCCAGCUGCUGUGAGACCAACACCAGCUCCUCUGACAUCAAGCCCUGAACCCUUCCCUGGCCACAUCAGGCCGCCCCUGGUCUCCGGAGCCGAACGCUACAGCACCAGAUGGUGGCUCCCCCAACAAAGCAGUACUUUCUCCCCCACCCAAAACCCAACUUUGCCUCUCCUUACCCAGAGGCAAGCCCCUGGAUUAGGAUGCUGGUCAGCCACUUCAAGAAAAUGCCAACUAAUGCCAAUGUUCCAGUGACCAGUCUAUAGAUAGUAGUGUCAUUGAUUAGAGAAUGGAUCUGGUGCCCUGGUGUAAUUGUAGAGACACAGUGCAGUGUUUGUAGAAAGAAGCUACAUUCAUCCAUCUAUCCACCCAUCCACGGGAUGAGCAAGUGGAGUAUGAGGUCUAGGAUUGAUAGAGAGUGAACUGUUCCUAGAUCUGACCGUCAGGUGUGCAAGCAGACCUGGGGCAGGCUAAUAUCAAUGGCACUACGGCAGACAAAAUGCUAUGGACAAGCUGGAACCUGGCAUAACCAAUAGAAUUUGAAUAGCAUUCUAUGAAUCUGAUCAGGUGUCAGUGAUGACAUGGAUCGUGCUGACCGUCUUGUUGUACUGUAGGCCUGUGUCACUGUUAUAAUUCUGUUGGUCCACAUCAUGGUACCUUUGACUGUCUAGAAAUAGACAAGAGUCUUCAUAUUUUUCAAAUAGAAAGUUAAUGUAAAUAAAAAAAGAUUAUAAAUGCAAUGAAUGUAAAGUAUACCUUGUUUAGCUUUUCAGAUUGUUGCUCGAUGAGUGUUACCAGUCACCUCAAACAUGUGACCAUGGAAGUAACCAGUAUGACCUAUGGUAGGCCUAUGACUAUCUUAUUGCCUGUUGGACAGUGAGGGGUAACUGUGUAUUUGAAAGCUGAGGGAUGUGAAUGACUAGUUAUGUACUUUGAUAAAGAUGUUAUUCUACAUAUUUAUAUCUCUGUAAUGUAAUCUCUCUCUACUCUUUCUAUCUUGCUUGGCCUUCCACCCCCUUGUCCUCUUAAUUAGCUUACCCUGUCCUACAACAUUAGUUUUGUAUGACUCAGACCACAGGAGGCUGCUGAGGGGAGGACUACUCAUAAAAAGGCCUGGAAUGUAAUGAAUGGAAUAGUAUCAAAUGCAUGGAAACCAUUUAUUCAGUUCCAGCCAUUACUUUGAAACUUGUCCUCCCCAAUUAAGGUGCCUCCAACCUCCUGUGAUUCCGACAGAGCAGUCACAGUAUUCACUGUUGGUUGUCCUCGUCAAAUAACUUUAUGAGAUCCCUUUUUCAUCCACUCCACCGGCUGUCCAGUCACAUGUAUUAAACAUGACUUGGGAUAUAGGCUGUCCAGUCACAUGUGUUAAACAUGACUUGGGAUAUAGGCUGUCCAGUCACAUGUGUUAAACAUGACUUGGGAUAUAGGCUGUCCAGUCACAUGUAUUAAACAUGACUUGGGAUAUAGGCUGUCCAGUCACAUGUAUUAAACAUGACUUGGGAUACAGGCUGUCCAGUCACAUGUGUUAAACAUGACUUGGGAUAUAGGCUGUCCAGUCACAUGUAUUAAAUAUGACUUGGGAUAUAGGCUGUCCAGUCACAUGUUAAACAUGACUUGGGAUAUAGGCUGUCCAGUCACAUGGGUUAAACAUGACUUGGGAUAUAGGCUGUCCAGUCACGUGUUAAACAUGACUUGGGAUAUAGGCUGUCCAGUCACGUGUUAAACAUGACUUGGGAUAUAGGCUGUCCAGUCACAUGUGUUAAACAUGACUUGGGAUAUAGGCUGUCCAGUCACAUGUAUUAAACAUGACUUGGGAUAUAGGCUGUCCAGUCACAUGUGUUAAACAUGACUUGGGAUAUAGGCUGUCCAGUCACGUGUGUUAAACAUGACUUGGGAUAUAGGCUGUCCAGUCACAUGUGUUAAACAUGACUUGGGAUAUAGGCUGUCCAGUCACAUGUGUUAAACAUGACUUGGGAUAUAGGCUGUCCAGUCACAUGUGUUAAACAUGACUUGGGAUAUAGGCUGUCCAGUCACAUGUGUUAAACAUGACUUGGGAUAUAGGCUGUCCAGUCACAUGUGUUAAACAUGACUUGGGAUAUAGGCUGUCCAGUCACAUGUGUUAAACAUGACUUGGGAUAUAGGCUGUCCAGUCACAUGUGUUAAACAUGACUUGGGAUAUAGGCUGUCCAGUCACAUGUGUUAAACAUGACUUGGGAUAUAGGCUGUCCAGUCACAUGUGUUAAACAUGACUUGAAAUAUAGGCUGUCCAGUCACAUGUGUUAAACAUGACUUGGGAUAUAGGCUGUCCAGUCACAUGUUAAACAUGACUUUGGAUGUAUGCUAGUCAUUUUACAGGCAUUUCUCCAUGUGUACUGUGAACUUUGCUCCUUUUGUUAAUAACUCAGUAUCCAGUAUAUAGUCUUAAAUUAUUUAUUGCUUUACAAUCAUUUAUAAAGAUAUUGUUUAUUACCUCACUAUUUUCUUUAAGAAAUCAGAAAUUCUGUCAGCAUUGUCUGUUUUUUUGUAUUAAAAAGGACUUUGUGUCAACUAAUGACGACCCUAAA
Molecule: messenger RNA, 6727 nt
Organism: Oncorhynchus mykiss (rainbow trout)
Lineage: Eukaryota; Metazoa; Chordata; Actinopteri; Salmoniformes; Salmonidae
Source: RefSeq, a predicted model, not a curated record